Messenger RNA from Dermacentor silvarum, 1281 nucleotides. RefSeq lists its product as uncharacterized. The transcript has 4 exons. The record is from RefSeq and is a predicted model, not a curated record. Lineage: Eukaryota; Metazoa; Arthropoda; Arachnida; Ixodida; Ixodidae. Bases 858 to 1205 code for a protein of 115 amino acids.
AAUUGAAGUCCAUCAUCGAUAUAGUUCAUAAAUGGUUCUUUGAAUGCCAAGAACUGAUGCCGCUAAUUGCUUCAGUGUAAUGAAUUCCGGACUAUGGAAAUAUGGAAAACCGAAACACGUACUGCGGAAGAGCACAACUGUCACUCCUUUGGCAGACGCCACGAGUGAUGUGAAUGCUUGCGCCUCACACGUGGCACGACCAAUGAUGUAGCGCUCUUAUCGAGCCACGAUCUCGCUGAAACUUUAUGCUGUGACCUGGCAUGGUCUCCUUGAUCGGACGCAGCUGGUAUUUUGAUCGUACCUGUAGAAGCGCGCUGAUCGGCUCACUCACGGUCAAGAUUUCUGCGAUGCACUCAAAGUUAUGCAGCCCAGACAUCGUAAAAAAAAGAAAAAAAAAACACCUUAACGCUCGACACGAAACGUAUUCGCCACUCCCAGCUCACCGGUACAGCUAGAGACCACAACGAAGUGGCAGCAAGCACGCGGCCACGCCAACAAGCAAAGCUGUGAGAAUAAAGGGGCAACGGCAGAUAAUUUUUAUAGUUCGACUGAGUUCGGCGCAGCGCGAUUUUACGCGGCUGCGCCCUCCCGACUGAAGAGCGACCGGAACUGACGCUACGACGCUUUACCGUUGCCUAGACAACCCGGCGCGCGGCAGGGUGGGAAGGCGGAAGCUGCUACGUCACCUCAUUGACUCUUGCUUCAAAAAAUGCGUUGUCUUUGUCCGCGUCUCGCGCUCUGGGAAAUAAUUUUAAACGUGUGAUUGGUUUUAUGUGCGGUCUAACCAGAGACGUGGUCCGUGCGUUGUGUAUUAAUCGUGCCCCACCUCAACUCAAAGCCUUGGCACGCGCUGGAAGAUGGAUCCACGGAAGCAGAUACGAGCAGUUGCAACGUGCCCGGUGUCGGCGGUCGGUAUACUACUGUCAGUAUGGAAAGUUUCAGCGGCUGUCCCCGCCCUGAAAACCGAGUUUGGUGUAGAGCCACUCUGGAAUAUAUGGAGGCGCCGGAGGACCAGUGGAAGGUGUCAUCCAGAUGACAGCCUCACAAUUCGCAGCCUUUGUGCUCUCCAUCAGAAACCCAUCAGGGGCAAGCCACUUAUGUUUGCCUUCAGACAAGACAACAUUGAAGCAAGAUUCCAGCACAGCCAUCUCCUGCACUUAUGGUCAAGAUGCUCAGACAAUGGAGUCCCUGUUCCUUGUGGUUAACCGUGAACAGUAUUCUCGCUUUUAUGAAAGCUAAAGGUGAUUUCCUGCAUAAAUUAGAAUUUUGCAGCUCAAAUGU